This is a messenger RNA of Eimeria mitis, 8028 nucleotides long. RefSeq lists its product as uncharacterized. Gene Ontology annotation, biological process: regulation of DNA-templated transcription. Lineage: Eukaryota; Apicomplexa; Conoidasida; Eucoccidiorida; Eimeriidae. The record is from RefSeq and is a predicted model, not a curated record. Gene Ontology annotation, cellular component: nucleus. Gene Ontology annotation, molecular function: DNA-binding transcription factor activity.
AUGCUACACCCUUCGAUGGUUAGCGGCGAGGGUGUGUGGUUGGUGUAUGAGAGCGGCAGCAGCGCGGCGUAUAGAUCGCUGCCGGGGUGGCUGCAGGAGCUCACGCUGCGGGGGGGUAGGGUCCCCUCUCAGCAGCAGCAGCAGCAGCAGCAGCAGCAGCAGCAGCAGCAGCAGCAGCAGCAGCAGCAGCAGCGGAAGUGGCUGCAGCAGAAAGAAUUCGAUUGCUGCGAUGAUGUAGAAGUUCAGGCGGAUGGCAGCAGCUUUUGGGGCUGGCGUUUGCGUUGCGGCCUUUGCCCGGUUCUUAUAGUAGCAACAAAAGCAGACAAGCUUGCUGCUGCUGCUGCUGCUGCUGCUGCUCCUGCUGCUGCUGCUGCUGCUGCUGCUGCUGCUGCUCCCCUCACCGAGGCCUCUCGCCCCCCCUUCAAGCCUUCUGACUGCUCACAGAAAAAAACCACAACACUCGCCAGGUGCAGCAGCAGCAGCAGCAGCAGCAGCAGCAGCAGCAGUAGCAGCAGCAGCAGCAGCAGUAGCAGUAAUAGCAGCAGCAGCAGCAGCAGCAGCAGCACAAACAGUAGCGAAAUCCACACAACUUGCAUGCAUCAGCAGCAGCCCAUUCGAGCAACAGCAGCAGCAGCAGCAGCUGCUGCUGCUGCUGCUGCAUCAGCACACGCAUCAGCAGCAACAGCAGCAGCAGCAGCAGCAGCAGCAGCAGCAGCAGCAGCAGCGUUGUGUUUGUGUUUGUUUGUUAGGCUGCUGGGUCGGUACUGUGCAAUCGAGCAAAAGAUAUGGGAGGCCUCUUAUAACCCCAAGUGUAACACCUGCAGCAGCAGCAGCAGCAGCAGCAACAGCAGCAGCAGCAACAGCAGCAGCAGCAGCAGCAGCAGCAGCAGCAGUAGCAGCAGCAGCAGCAGCAGUAGCAGUAAUAGCAGCAGCAGCAGCAGCACAAACAGUAGCGAAAUCCACACAACUUGCAUGCAUCAGCAGCAGCCCGUUCGAGCAACAGCAGCAGCAGCAGCUGCUGCUGCUGCUGCAUCAGCACACGCAUCAGCAGCAGCAGCAGCAACAGCAGCAGCAGCAGCAGCAGCAGCAGCAGCAGCGUUGUGUUUGUGUUUGUUUGUUAGGCUGCUGGGUCGGUACUGUGCAAUCGAGCAAAAGAUAUGGGAGGCCUCCUACAACCCCGAGGAGCAGCAAACAGCGAAGCAGUUGGCCUGCUCUCUUCUCAAUGCGGCGGAUAUCAUGCCGACGGGGGGCAGGGGGGGCAGGAAUGAGGCGUUUUGCUGCAGCGCAGUUUCUGCUGCUCCGUUAUCGAUUGCUGCAGCAGCAGCAGCAGCAGCAGCAAGCAGCAGCAGCAACAAGCAGCAGCAACACGAGCAACCAGCAGUGUUUCUGCUGCUCCGUUAUCGAUUGCUGCUGCUGCUGCAGCAGCAGCAGCAGCAGCAGCAGCAGCAAGCAGCAGCAAGCAGCAGCAACAAGAGCAACCAGCAGUGGAGAACCUUCACCCCUCCCCCUGCCUCGGAGUUGACCCCGUGCCGGGUGUGGGGCGGAGAGGCCCCCAGCAGCAGCAGCAGCAGCCGCUGCAGCUGCGGGCGUCGCUGUGCUGCAUGUCUUUCUGGGGGUUACCUGCGUGCUCUGGAGCCUGCUGCUGCUGCUGCUGCUGCUGCUGCUGCUGCUGCUGCUUCUGCUGCUGCUGCUGCUGCUCCGGGAUGCAGAGCAACAGCAACAGCACCAGCAGCAGCAGCAGCAGCAGCAGCAGCAGCACUCAAACCCCCGCAACGGGCCAGGAGAACCUUCACUCCUCCCCCUGCCUCGGAGUGUACGUACACCGCAAGCAGCCACAGACGCUACAGCAGCACAGACACCCCAAAGACCCUGUUGCAGCAGCAGCAGCAGCAGCAGCAGCAGCAGCAGGAGGAGUGUACGUACACCUCAAGCAGCCACCGACGCUACAGCAGCACAGACACCCCAAAGACCCUGCUGCAGCAGCAGCAGCAGCAGCAGCAGCAGCAGCAGGAGCUGCUGCUUCAGCCUCAUGGACAGCAUCCUAGUUUUUUCUCCACCUUGGCUGCGCCAGCAGCAGCAGCAGCAGCAGCAGCAACAGCAGCAGCAACUGGCUGCUGCUACCCGGGGGACGUCGCUGAGGCCCUUAUCCCAAUGCCAAGAAGUAAGAGGCUUGCUGCUACUGCAGAAAUAAAAAACAAAGAAAACGAAAUCAGAGAAAGAGACACACAAAUUCAGAUGCUGCAGUGCGUGAAGCUGCGUUAUAGUUUGGAUUUGUAUCAGCAGCAAACGAGCUUGCUGCGGGGAGAGCUGCGGAGAGCAGCAGCAGAAAUAAAAAACAAAGAAAACGAAAUCAGAGAAAGAGACACACAAAUUCAGAUGCUGCAGCAAGAGCAGCAGUUGCUGCAGCAACUGCUGCAGCAACUGCUGCUGAUCUGGAUGGCUCAAGUGAAGACGCUGUCGUCGCAGCUGGAUUGGUUGUCUGCUGCUGCUGCUGCUGCUGCUGCUCGGGGAGAGACGGGUCAACCGGCAGCAGCAGCAGCAGAGACUGCAGCAGCAGCAGCUGCUGCUACAACAGCAGCAGCUGCUGCAGCAACAGAUGCGGCAGCAGCAGCAGCAGCUCCUGCUGCUGCUGCAGCAAACGCCCCACAUCAACAAAGGCAGCAGCAGAGACUGCAGCAGCAGCAGCUGCUGCUACAACAGCAGCAGCUGCUGCAGCAACAGAUGCAGCAGCAGCAGCUCCUGCUGCUGCUGCAGCAAACGCCCCACAUCAAAAAAGCAGCAGCAGCAGCAGCAACAGCAGCAGCAGCAGCAGCAGCAGCAGCAGCAAGAGUCAUCCGAUUGUUAAGCGGGAGGCUUCGCCAGAUGUCUCCGCCCAUUCAGAAGCAACUGCAGCACCAUCCACGGCUGCUGCUUCGCUGCAGCAAAUUGGUAGCGACUCGAAGGAUAGGUCAGAGAGCAGCAGCAGCAGCAGCAGCAGCAGCAGCAGCAGCAGUUACCUACCGCAAGAGGAGCAGCAGCCAGCUGCAGGCAGCAGCAGCAGCAGCAGCAGCAGCAGAUGGAGUUAAAGCAGAUGAGGAGCUGCUGCAGCUGAGGGCUGCAAAAGAAAGUUAUGUGAAGCAGCAGCAGGAGUUGCUGCUGCUGCAGCAGCAAGCGCAGCAAACAGCAGCAGCAAUGCAUCCGCUGCUGCAGUUCAAGCGGCGAGCUGCCCGCAAGUUACGUCAGCUAGCAGCAGAGCUGCAGCAGCAGCAGCAGCUUGCUGCAGCAGAAGAGCAGCAGCUGCUGCACAAGGCUCAGGAAGCCGUGCUGCUGCGUGGAGCCCUUCGCAGCAAACGGGAGGAGCUGCUGCGCUGCUGCAGCAGCGACACUUCGCUGCAGCAGCUGCAGCAGCAGCUGCUGCAGUGGGUUGACGAAGCAGCAGCAAGUGCAGCAGCACGCUCACAAGCAGCACGCAGGGGAGCAGCAACUCGAACUGCAGCGCAGCAGCGGCUGCUGCUGCUGCACGCUCACAAGCAGCACGCAGGGGAGCAGCAACUCGAACUGCAGCGCAGCAGCGGCUGCUGCUGCUGUCGCUCUCUGGCAGCAGCAGCAGCAGCAGCAGCGGCAACACUCCUAACCGCCUGCUGCAGGACUCUCCUCCUCUUUCUGCUGCUUCUGCUGCAUCAGCAAACGGGUAAGCAGCAGCAGCAGCAGCAGCAGCAACAGUUGCAGGUUCAGCAGCAGCAGCAGCAGCAGCAACAGUUGCAGGUCCAGCAGCAGCAGCAGCAGCAGCAGCAGCAGGACCAGAGACACUUCGCAUGCAUAUUGCUGCUGAUGCUGCUGCUGUUGCUGGGAGAGCAGCUGCAGCCUGCUGAGCUGCGGAGACACCUGGCGGCUUCGAGGCGGAUUGCGCGGCGGCGGGGCCAGCAGCUGAAGGUCCUUAAAGAGGAGCAGCAGCUGCUGCAGCAGCAGCUGCACUCUUUGCUGCAGCAGCAGCAGCAGCAGCAGCAGCAGCAACCGAUGCAGCAGCUGCAGCAGCAGGAGCGGUCUUCGCAUGAGGAGGUGCAUUUGCUGCAGGUUGAGCUGCAGCAGACGCAUGCAAAAUUGCUGGCAGCAACAGAGGAGGCGGCUGCCUUCCGGCAUUCCUUUGAAGCACUGCAGCAGCAGCAGCAGCAGCAGCAGCAGCAGCAGCAGCAGCAGCAGCAGCAGCAGCAGCAGAACCAGCAUCAGCAGCAGGAGCAGCCAGCUUUCCGCAGCAGCGAUGACUCCCUCCCCCCUUCAGCUGUGCAGCAGCAGCAAGAACAGCAACAGCAGCAACAGCAGCAGCAGCAGCAGCAGCAGCAGCAAGUAGAAACCCUAGAAGCAGAGCUGGAGGAGAUGCGGGCUACGCACAGUUUGCUGCUGUCUCGAUCGGAGACAGUUAUGCAGCACCUAGAGAAAAUUAGGCAGCAGUAUGAGCUGCUGCAGCAGCAGCACGAGCUGCUGCAGCAGCAGCACGAGGAGCAGCAGCAGCAGCACGAACUGCUGCAGCAGCAACAUCAAGAGGUCCAGCAGCAAUUUCAACAACUGCAGCAGCAACACCAUCUGCUGCAGCAGCAACAUCACACCCUGCAAGAGCAGCAUGAGCUGCUGCUGCAGCAGCGGGAUGAGCUGCAGCAGCAACGUCAGCUGCUGCAGCAGCAGCAUGAUCAGCUGCAGCAGCAACACCAAAUGCUUCAGCAGCAGCACCAACAAGUAGAUGAAGGGGGGAAACGCGCAGAGCAGCAGCAGCAGCUCGAAACGGCUGCUGCUGCUGCUGCUGCUGCUGCUGCAGAACACAGAGUUGAGUUGCUGCAGCAGCAGGAAUAUGAACUGCAGCAGGAAGUGCUGCGGCGGCAGCAGCAGCUGCAGCAGUUGCAGCAGCAGCAGCAAACAGAGCAGCAGGAGCUUGAACGGCUGCAGCAACGAGGGACAGUGGAAGCUGCAGCAGCAGCAGCAGCAGCAGCAGAGGGAGAAGCGCAGCAGAAUAUGAAGAGUAAAGAGCUGCAGCAGCAGCUUCAGCAGCAGCAACAGCUGCUGCAGCAGCAGCAGCAGCAGCUGACUGAACGUGAGGCUGCCUUGCAGCAGCAGCUGAAGGAGCUGCAGCAGCAACGCACACAGCUGCAGCAGCAACAGAUGCAGCAGCAGCAGCAAGAACGCGAAAUUAAGAGGCAGCAAGAGCUGCUGGAGGAGCAGCAGCAGCAGCUAAAGGGAAAGGAGCAGCAGCAACAGCAGCAGCAGCAGCAGCGAGAGCUUGAUCAGCAGCAGCUUGCUGCUGCUGAAGACAAGAAAGUAGCGCAGCAGGAGAAGCAGCAGCAGCAGCUGCAGCAGCUGGAGGCGCAGCUGGAAACACAGCAGCAGUUGAUCAAGCAGCAGCAGCAGCUGCUGCAGCAGCAGGAGCAGCAGUUGCAGCAGCAAGAGCUGCAACUGCAGCAGCAGGAGCAGCAGCUGCAGCAGCAGGAACAGGAACUGCUGCAGCGCGACUCUGAAAUGCAGCAGCAGGAACAGCACAGAAGAGAGGAGCUGCUGCAGCAGCAGGUGCAGCAGCAGCUGCAGCAGCUGCAGCAGCAGAGCCAGCUGUUGCAGCAGCAAGAAGAACAGCUGCAGCAGCAAGAGGAGCAGCUGCAGCAGCAGGACCAGCAGCUGCAGCUGCUUGAGCAGCAGCUGCAGGAGCAGGAUCAGCAGCAGCAGCAGCAGCAGCAGCAGCAGGCGGCAACCCUGCCAGGACCAGAGGGUUUGCUGCAGCAGCUGCAGCAGCAGAAUGUGCAGCUGCAGAGCGACGUUCAGACGCUGCAGCAGCAGCUGGAGGCAAGCGGAGCAGCACAAGAGCUGCUGCUGCGGAAGGCUGAGCAGCAGCAGCAGCAGCUGCAGGCAGCAGCAGAGGAGAAAGCUGGUUUGCUGCAGCAUGUUGCUGCAGUGGAUCGCGAAGCAGCAGCAGCAGCAGCAGCAGCAGCAGCAGAAGCAAAACAGCUGCGAGGAAAGUGUGAGGAGCUGUCUAUACAGCUGAGAGAUGCAGAGGAGAACGCAGCAGCAGCAGCAGACGGAGAGCAGCAGCUGCAGCAGGAGGUGCAGCAGAUGCAGCAGGAGCUUGCUGCUCUAACUGAAAGGCUAGCAACAACACAAAGACAAGAGCUGGAGCAGCUGCAGCAGCAGCUGCAGCAGCAGGGGGCAGCAGCAACAGCAGCAGCAACAAACGCACAGUUCACCCGCAUGCAGCAAGUGAUGGACCUGCAGCAGCUGCAGCUGCAGCAGCAGCAGCAGCAACUGCAGCAGCAGCAGCAGCUCAUAGAUGAACUCCAUGCUCAGCAGCAAGAAAGAGAAAAGGAGAUGGCUAAGCGCAGCCGACAGAGUGAGGAGCAGCAGCAGCUGCUGCUGCAGCAGCUGCAGCAGGAGAGGGAGCGAGCUGCAGCAGCAGCAAGACGGCAGCUGCAGCUGCAGCAGCAGCAUCAGCAGCAAACCGAAAGCCUCCGUAUCUCUUUAUCAGAUAAGGAUGAGUUGCUGCAGCAGCAGCAGCAGCAGUGGGAGCAGCAGGAGCAGCAGCUGCAGCAGCAAGCAGCAGAGCUGCGACAUACGCUUGAGCAGCAGCAAAGAAGCAACGAGCUGCUGCAGCAGCAGCUGCAGCAGCAGCAGCACGAAGCAAAAGACGCACGAGAUGCAGCAAGACAGCUGGAGGAUAUAUGUGUGCAGCUGCGGGAGCAGCUGCAGCAGCAGACAGCAGAAUUUGAGUUGCUGCAGCAGCAGCACAGCAGCCUGCUGCAGCAGCACCAGCAGCAGUGUGGCGAGCUGGAGGAGCUGCAGCAGCAGCACAACGAGUUGCUGCUGCAGCAGCAGCUGCUGCAGCAGCAGCUGCAGCAAUCCGCUAGUGAGCUCGCCAGCCUCCAGUCACUGGCAGAGACCAUGGAGCAGCGUGCUGCAGCGUCGUUGCUGCAGCAGCAUGCAGCAGCAGAGCAGCAGCAGCAGCAGCAGCAGCAGCAGAAGGAGCCGGAGCUAGUCGCAUCAGCGUCUGAAAGGGAACAAGAGCAGCAGCAACAGCAGCAACAGCAGCAGCAGCAGCAGCAGCAGCAGCAGCAGCAGCAACUGCAGCAAGAGGAGCAGCAAGAUGCAGCUGAAGGGGAGGAUCAGCAGCAGCCGCAGCAGCAGCAGCAACGCCGGCAGCGGUCCAUAGAGAAGCAGCUGCAGCACAUGCAGCAGCUAUACCAGCAGCUGCAGGAGGACUUUGCUGCAGCGCAGCAGCAGCAGCAGCAGCUGCAGCAGCUGUAUGAACACCAGUCGCAGGAUUUUGUGAAUGCCCAGCAGCAGCAGCAGCAGCAACAGCAGCAGCAGCAGCAGCAGCAGCACGAAAAAGAACUCAAAGCCGUCAAGCUAGAGCUACGCAGCAGCCAGGCAGAAGCAGCAGAAAUAGGAGAGAAACUGGUAGCAACAGAGGAGCAGCUGCAGCAGCUGCAGCAGCAGCUGCAGCAGCAAAUAGAGAGAGAGAGAACAACAGCAGCACAGCAGCUGCAGCGCAAGACGGAGCAGCUAAGAGAAGAACAGCAGCAAAACCAGCAGCUGCAGCAGCAAGCUGCAGCAGCUCAGCUGGAGAAGCAGCAGCUGCAGCUGCUGCUGCAGCAGCAACGCAGCAGACUAGAAGAGCUGCAGCAGCAGCUGCAGCAGCAGAAUGCAGCAGCAGGAGAUAUGAAGGCCGAGCUGUCUGCUGAGGCUGCUAGUCUACGGCAUCAACUGCAGCAGCAGCAGCAGCUGCAGCAACAGCAGCAGCAGCAGCAAGAAGCUGUGCUGCAGCAGCUGCAGCAGCUGCAGCAGCAAGCUGCAGCAGAGGGAGAAGAGCUACAGAAGCGGCAUGCGCAGCAGCAGCAGCUGCUGCAGCAAUCGCUGCAGCAGGCGCAGCAAGCAGAAGCAGAGAGCCGAGCAGCACUGCAGCAGGAGGUAUCCCGUUUGCAAGAGCAGCAGCAGCAUCUGCUGCAGCAGCAGCAGCAGCAUGCAGCAGCACGAGAGGAGCGGCAGCAGGCGCACAGUCGAGCUGCGCAUGCGUCUUGA